AUGACUUUAAUAUUCGCUUUGCUUCUUGUUUCCUUGUUUUUCCAGGCAAUCCACAACUUUCUAUGCUUCCUUCUUCUAAAUCAAUUCCUGAUGUACGGUGUGUUCUCCAAGCACGUGCACCUGAAAAUCCUCGUGCCGGAUGUGGUCAAUCGCCACACUCACACGAGGACCAUUCUUCUUCAUCUUCAUAUGCCAGCACCGAAGAAGCCCAAAACUCACAAGAAGCACGAGUACCAUUCAACAAGAAGCUCCUGGAAGUACGGAUACCAACAAGAUUACAAGGACGAUCACGGUGAUCUUGAAUUGGAUCACGAGAACCACCAGAAAGAUUACGGCGAAACACUGACCGUGAAAUCCAAGAAUCACAAGCAACAUCGACAAAAGCAUUUUCCUGUGUACGACUAUUCCAAGGACUCUUAUCUUCCGCCAUCCUAUGUGGAGGAUAACGACUUGGACCAGAAGAAUCGUGGUCAAGAUGAGUACACUUACGCAGUUCAUGAAGAUAUUAACGAUGUACCUCCCAACACUGAGUCUAUUUCUUACAAUUACGAGGAAGGUUACAAGAAGGGCUUGGAAACGGAAACAGGGCAUAUUCGAGAGGACCAACUGCACAAGUUUCACGAAGAUCAGCACGAAGAGCAGGGAGAGACUGAGAACAAGGGAUUCAAAGAGGAUUUUGAGACAAAAACUGACGCAGGGAGAUAUCUGGUAGAUGACGUGGAGUAUGAGAACACUAGGGACAAACGUGAUCACAGGCGAAGAUCUAAGAGGAUCUAUAAAGCGUAG
Eufriesea mexicana is the source of this 786-nucleotide messenger RNA. RefSeq lists its product as uncharacterized. The transcript is spliced from 2 exons. NCBI's taxonomy places the organism in Eukaryota, Metazoa, Arthropoda, Insecta, Hymenoptera, Apidae. The record is from RefSeq and is a predicted model, not a curated record. Bases 1 to 786 code for a protein of 261 amino acids.